Molecule: messenger RNA, 7478 nt
Organism: Chenopodium quinoa (quinoa)
Lineage: Eukaryota; Viridiplantae; Streptophyta; Magnoliopsida; Caryophyllales; Amaranthaceae
Exons: 25
Coding region: 877-7017 (2046 amino acids)
Source: RefSeq, a predicted model, not a curated record
UAUUGUUAAUUUGAUGUAGUAAUGCUUUGUAUAUGUACACCCUGAAGACUGUAGCUUAUAUUAGAAGAGUGACAUCUUAUCUUAGAGAAGCAUAAAUAGAAAAUUUGUAGACAUGGAGCCAAAAAAUGCGUCUAAAAUGAGCUGGUUGUGAGAUGUGAUUUACAAAUAACGGUGUAGUUUAAGUUGGGAUAUAUUUUAUCUCUUGGAAAAUUUUAUUUGGUGAUAACAAUAGAUUUACCUUUUAGAUGCAUAUUAAAACUGAAACCUUGUGGUGGAAAUUAAAUCCUUGAAUUUUCACGUAGUCACAACAAAAGGUUUCAUUAUGAUGGAAUCAUUCUUUAGGAGAAACAAAUAAGGUACUAUAAACAAGUUGAUGACUUGUAAUUGUUUUUAUUAACAUCUCCUUGUCUCGUUAGCUCAAAUAUAGUAAUAAUAGAUUCACUUGUCUGUGGCGUGUUGGAUUUUAAUGGUUUAAUUAUCACUAAAAGCCUCUUCUCCUGUUAUGUUGUAUAGCAGUAGAUGGUUCACAGCCUUUCUGUUGUAUCGGGAGGAGACUGCUUUAGUUUGACAAACCUGCAAAAUAUGGGCAAGAUCAGAUGGAUUUCUUGGGAGGAAUGAAGAGACUUCAGGUUGGGUUGGAUGGGUGUUAUGAUGGAGGAGUUUGAAUGGCCUACUUCAAAUAUGUUAUGAUGGAUGAGUUUGAAUGGCCUACUUCAAAUACAAGUUGUGGGAGGGAUUCCUGACUAAAACUACCCCACUCCUCGAACUAUAAAUUGGCUUGAAAAGUUUGCUAACUGAUGUUGACUUGCAGUUGUUAAUUAUUUGCCAGAGACAUUUGUAAAGGUUCGUCAGCGAUGUGAAGCACCUCGACGAGACAUGAUUUAUUCCAUGAAUUAUACUCCAUGUCGUUAUGUUCGAUUAUCUUGUCUUAGAGGAAGUCCUAUUGCUAUCUUCUUCAUCCAGUUGGUCGGGAUUUCAGUGCCUCGUCUUGAACCUGAGUUUCAGCCUGUGGUCAAUUACCUUCUGCCACAAAUUACGACACAUGAACAAGAUUCUAAUGAUUUGCAUUUUCAGUUGCUUCAAGAUAUAACAGAUCGAUUGCAUGUCUUCCUUCCUCAACUUGAGUCAGAGCUUACUAAAUAUGCUGAUGAUAUAGAGACUAGCACUCGAUUUCUCGCUAUGCUCGCCGGUCCAUUUUAUCCCAUUCUUCAAAUUGUCACCGAAAGAGAAACCGCAAGAUGCUCAGCUAUUGGUGUAGACUCUGAAGUUUCUAGAAAUAGUCAACCAGUGCCAGCUUUAACUGUUUCCUCCAAUUUUGAGCCACGGAAAUUACGAAGCAUGUCACCAUUUCCUGUACCAACAUCCCGAUCAAUUGUGUUUCGUCCAGAUGCCGUAUUCACGCUGCUGAGGAAAGCUUUUGCAGAUAACGAUUUAGGAGCUGUAUGCAAAGUGGCUGCAAAGAUUCUUUAUCAUUUAGCAGAGGCAACAUCAGCACAAGAAACAUCUUUUUUAACCAGAGAGACAUCAUCUCUGGUUGAAGCACCGGUGUCGAAAUCAUAUCAUGUUGCUUUAUCAGAUUAUUCAGAGUUAUUUGGAGACCAAUUUCUCAUUCCAGUUGUUGACUGGAAUCCUAGCUAUAUAAAUAUCCUUGAUAUUGGAGCGGUAGAGGAGGGAAUUUUGCAUGUUUUAUUUGCUUGUGCCUCUCAGUCGUUGCUAUGCAGUAAGCUGGCAGUCAGUGUUACUAACUUUUGGUUGACAUUACCUCUUAUACAAGCGCUGUUGCCAGCUCUUCGUCCAGCCAAUUGUAUACUCAGUGUAGAUGAUACUUUCUCGCAGUGGAUGCAGCCUUUUGUACAACAAGCCUUAUUGAAGAUUAUAUCAACAUUGUCAUCACCUGCUUAUCAUCCACUUCUUCAUGGUUGUGCUGGCUAUUUGUCUUCCUUUUCACCUUCUCAUGCAAAAACUGCUUGUGUCCUGAUUGACUUGUGCAGCAGUUCACUUGCACCUUGGAUGCCUCGAAUCAUUGCAAAGAUAGACUUGGCUGUGGAGCUUCUAGAAGAUCUAUUGGGUGUUAUUCAGGGUGAACAUCACUCCCUAGUACGUGUCCGUGCUGCCCUUAAAUACCUCGUGCUGGCUUUAUCUGGUUACAUGGACAAUGUACUGGCAGAAUACAAGGAAGCAAAGCUUAAAGUUCUAUUUCUUGUGGAGAUGCUGGAGACUUUUCUUGAGCCUGCCUUUUCCGCCUCACAAAGUAUGAUAAGCUCUGCUGAAUUCUCCUAUACUUUCCUCAAUGCUAAUGAAAAUACUUGUGCUAUUGCACUUCAAGUGAUCCGUGCAGCUGUGGAAAAGCCUUCUGUUCUUCCCUCGUUAGAACAGGAGUGGCGGCUUGGAUCAGUACCUCCUAGUGUACUCCUAUCCAUUCUGGACCCGCACCUGCAGUUACUACCUGAUAUUGACUUUUGCAAGCCUUCUCUCUCCAAGCCUGACAAAGAAAUUUUGAACUCAUCUUCAUCGCCACAUGCAUCUAGCGAAGGAAACUCUACUCUAAAACACCCUGGUCCAGAUGAAGGGGAUGGAAUGACGGAUGGUCCCAGCAAAUCGGAUAUUUUAGAAGAUGCCAGCCUUUUGUUUGCCCCGGAGGAGCUGAGAAAUCUUGCACUACUAAACUCUUUUGGAAAUGUUAUCAAUGGUAUGCAAGCUACCCAUUCCGAUCCCAACCAUGAUGAUACACCUGUGAUUGGAGAAGAAAAAACUACUGAAGUUCGCAAGUGUGCUACAUCGGAUUCCGGAUUUUCCAGGAAAUAUUUUAGCUUGCAUCUUAAUCAUACCCAACUAUUAGACUAUGAGAUUUGCAAAUCUCGGGCAUCCGAGUUUCAGCGUUUGGCUUUGGACCUGCAUUCUCAAAAAAAUGUUAACCUUGAAGGUCACAAUGCUGCAAUAGAUGCUAUGAUCCUGUCUGCCGAAUGCUAUAUCAAUCCUUUUAUGAUUUCUGCGAAAGAACAUUCAGUGUUUUGUAAUCAAGUGAAGAUUCAUGGGACAAAAUAUCCCCAUGAGAUUUCUGAACUCAGGAAAACCCUUGGAAAAGGAAACUGCAAUCUGGAAACAAUAAGUCACCUUGAGAGAAAGAGAGAUAAAGUGUUUGUCCAAAUAUUGCUUGAGGCUGCUGAGAUGGACAGAAGCUAUUACCAGAAAGUGUCUGAUGGAGAUCAGUGCCCAUAUGGCGCUGGGAGUGAUGAUGAAUCUGUAAGCUUUUCUGUGAAUGAUAAUGCAUCUGUAGAUGCGAUAACAUUGGUUAGGAGAAACCAAGAAUUGCUGUGCAAUUUUUUAAUUCAUCAAUUGCAAAGAGAGCAGCAGUCAUUGCGUGAAACUCUUAUGCAGUCUCUUGUGUUCUUGUUACAUUCGGCCACUAAGCUUCUUUGUUCUCCUGAAAAUGUGAUCGACAUUAUCCUAGGUUCUGCUGAGCAACUUAAUAGAUCUUUGAUGUCUACUCUUCACCAGUAUAAAGAAGGGAAUUUGCAGCUUAACCCAGAAAGGAUAUAUAGAGUACAAAGGCAUUGGAUGAUUCUUCAAAGCUUGGUCAUUGCUUCUAGUGGAGGAAGCAAUAGAUCAAAAAAUGUAUUUAAUGUGAGUGGCUGUCAGUAUAGCAAUCUGAUUCCCCCAUCAACCUGGAUAUGCAGGAUAUCAACAUUUUCUUCAUGUACUUUUCCUCUGGUCCGCUAUCUUGGUUGGAUGGCAGUGUCACGGAAUGCCAAAGGUUACCUGACUCAGCGUCUUUUCCUUGCUUCAAAUUUGUCACAACUUACAAAUUUAUUGUCCAUAUUUGCUGAUGAUCUGGGAGUAUUGAAACUUGGUGGAGACAGGAAAGAGGUUCUGGAUUUGGAAGAGUUAGAAGGAAAACCAGACACCAAUAAGGCAGAUAAAUUUUCCCAGCAGAAAUAUCAAGAGCAGUCGUUUGCUGUAAUAUACCCAGACCUAAGUAAAAUUUUACCUGACAUGCAAAAAGAAUUUAAAGCUUUCAGCGAAACUAUUUUAGAGGCUGUUUCAUUGCAGCUGAGAUCUCUUGCAUCAACUGCAGUUCCAGAUAUAUUGUGUUGGUUCUCUGAUUUGUGCCUAUCACCCUUUCUCCAGAAGGCGGACAAGACUCAUGAUAGUUAUCCUCCAACAAAGGGUUACCAUUCCAAAAAUGCCAAGGCAAUCAUUCUAUUUGUACUUGAGGCUAUUAUAAGUGAGCACAUGGAAGCCAUCAUUCCGGAGAUGCCGAGAUUGGUGCAGGUGCUUGGCUCUCUUUGCAAAAGUUCUUAUUGUGACACGCCAUUCCUCAGGUCUAUAUUAUGCUUACUAAAACCCAUAAUUUCAUAUUCUUUGAGCAAGAAUUUUAAUGAAGAAAAGUAUAUAAAUGGUGUUUCAUGUCUUGAUUUUGAGAGUCUAUGCUUUGAUGAGCUCUUUACAUACAUCAUACAGGAGCAAGAGAAAGUUGAUUCUUCUACGAUAAAGGUUAACAAGGCUCUCAUUAUUUUUAUUUUAGCUUCUGUCUUUUGUGAUCUGUCAUUUGAUCGGAAAAGGGAGGUCAUUCAAUCAUCUGUCCAUUGGGCGGAUUUUCCUGCAUUAGAGCCGACAACUGCAUUCUAUGAUUAUCUUAGCUCAUUUCAGCAACUUCUGCAAAGUUGCAAUGGUUUUUUAGUGGAAAAUUUAAGAGUACUUGGUCUUAUACCUAUGCCUCGCACUGUUGAUGUAAAUGUUCAGUCACCUGGAAACAAUGGUUUGGAAUCUAAUGCAUGGUUUCCUGAUGAUUUUUGUUAUGGUAGUGAAAAAGAGGAGUUUGAGAAGACUGAAGGGGAUAUCAGUGGUAGUUCUACGGUAAGUACUGACGUUCAUCAUCUGUCUUUAGAAGAGAUAGAAGGCUUCUGUGGGGACUUACACAGUCUCAUUUCUAAUCUAAAUAAAUCAAUUGAAUCGUGUUGGAAUCUUCAUCCACAACUCUCUAGGAGUCUUGCUGUCUAUUCUUCCCAGUGCUUAAUGUACUCAAGAUGCUUAUCUUCUGUUAUGCAAGAAAUUUCUGGUCUGGAAGAACACAACACAUUGAUCUGCAAGACAUUUGAUGAAUUCUUCGCUCAUUGGAAAAAUGGUAUAGAAGGGCUUGCAGUAAAUAUUCCUCUGGUUCAGGAGAAUAGUUUCUGGGAAGUUGCGUCUACUAUGGUCGAUUGUUUACUCAAAGUGCCAGUAUUUUGUAGCCUGGAUAACAUGGUUUCUACACUUAGCUCUGUGAUUGAAAAUAUCAUGUUAAAUGCCCCAAAAAUUUCUUGGCGCUUGCAAACUGAUAGAUGGUUAUCCAAUUUAUUUUCCAGGGGUAUUCUUAUGCAUGAGAGUGGGAUAUGUCUAAUAGAAUUAAUUUCUAAAAUGUUGAGUCAUCCUGAACCAGAGCAACGUUUCACUGCACUUCUGCAUUUAGGUAGACUCUUUGGCCUAGAUGUGAAUGGUGGUUGGGUGGUUCUCACUUCUCCAUCAUUUGAUAAAUUAGCUUCACAAGAUAGUGCUGUUUUCAUCUCAGAAUCAGUCUUAUCCCAGCUUGUUUCGAACACAUGGGAUCAAGUCUCCCAUACGGCUUCAGUUGACAAAUCAUUGCACUUGAGGACGGUUGCUAUGGCGCUUCUUGUUCAUUAUAUUCCAUUUGCCAACCUUGCCAAAUUGCAAUCUUUUCUCGAAACUGCUGACACACUUUUCCAGGCGUUGGGAAGUUUUGCUUAUCCCAUGGGUGAGGGUCUGUUUGCUCAACUUUCAUUAGCACUAAUUGCUGGUGCUUGCCUGUAUUGCCCAGCUGAAUAUAUGUCAUUGGUUCCUCAAAGUGUGUGGAGAUAUCUAGAAACCCUUGGUGGUUCCAAAUCUGGCAGAGUUGGGGAAACGGAGAAGAGGAUUUGCCAAGCUUUGUGUAAAGUUAAAAGCGAUGAAGAUGAAGCCAAAGAGGCCCUGAAGGAAGCACUUUCUUCUUGUCAAUCAAAAGAAUUUGAUCCUGAGUUUGGAAAUACUCGUGAAUCUGUUCUUCAGGUUCUUGCUAAUUUAACUUCCGUACAAGCAUACUUUGACGUGUUUGCUGAAAAGAUGGACCAAGAAGCUGGAGAGCUAGAGGAAGCUGAAUUGGAGAUGGACAUUCUUCAUAAAGAAUUUCCGCUGCCCGACAUGAAUCCUCAAAAUGAAUUUGCCUUCCCUUCAUCUAAUGCAAAGGAUGGACAUCGUCUGCAACAAAUUAAGGAUGACAUUCGUUCUAUAGAGAAAUCUAGAAUCAAGGAAGAAAUAAUAGAGCGAAGGCAGAAGAAACUUAUGUUGAGACACAGACGCCAGAAAUAUCUUGAAGAAGCUGCUUUACGAGAGGCAGAACAACUGCAAGAACUUGAUAGACAAAGAACUUCAGAAAUGGAAAAGGACAUUGAAAGGCAGCGGAUGCUGGAGCUUGAGCGUGCCAAAACAAAUGAACUUCGAUAUAAUCUUGAUUUAGAGAAAGAAAAGCAAACACAGAGAGAACUUCAACGUGAGUUAGAGCAAGUGGAGUCUGGAAGCAGACCACCGCGAAGAGAAUUUUCUUCUUCCACUCAUAGCAGCAGCCGUCCACGUGAUCGGUAUCGGGACAGAGAGAAUGGGAGGUCCAACGCUGAUGUCAGCUUAAGAGGAAGUAAUACCGGCUUACCUUCUGAUAUGUCGGUCAACACCCAGUCUCUUGCUACCACACCCACUGUCGUCCUCUCAGGUUCGAGGACAUUCCCAGUUCAACCUCCAACAAUCCUUCAAGCACGUGAUCGUACUGAUGAGUGCAGCAGCAGUUAUGAGGAAAACUUUGAUGGGAGUAAGGAUUCUGGAGAUACAGGUAGCACUGGUGAUCCCGAGCUAGGGCCAGGAUUUGAUGGCCUCGCUGGUGGAUUUGGUUCUCAAAGACAUGGGUCAAGAGGAAGCAAGUCCAGGCAAAUACUGGAGAGAAGAGAACGAGAUGGAAGACGUGAAGGAAAAUGGGAGAGAAAACAUUCAUAGUUAUUUAAUCUGUAAAAUAUGCUGAAGUUCUGACCAACUUUUGAAUGCACAGGUCAGCUGCAACUGAAGGAUGGACCAGAGGCACAUAAUAUGCGUAGAGCGGCCCUAGAGUGAAAUGACUACAGAGAUGAAUUAGUUGUGUUGUAACCUGUUGUAUGAAUAUUUGUUGUAUUACCAAAUGAAUGGCCAGUGCUCUCAAUUUGUUAAUGCUGUAGUCUGUAGGCAAUGUAUAUCUUCCAUGAAUUUGAGCACGAAAUCUGUAGCAAUUAUCAAGUUAUGAGUCAGGGUAUUAGGUAUAGCAUGUUACAAGGUUGUACAUAGUUCCAAAGGUAGGAAGAAAAUUUUAUAUCCAAAGACAACACAUGUUGUGAUUGUUGUCCUUGAUACAUUUUGUAGUAGAAAAACUAGUUUUCAGUCCAAAUCAUUUCAGGCCACACUGUCGACGAGUGGAAUUGUUGAAA